CAACCAAUUGGAAACUGCAAAAAAUGUUUAAGAAUCAAUCAAAGGCUGUGAAAUCAAUAAUCUGUGUUUAUUCUCUAUCACUAUCGCUAUUCUCUCGUAUUAUUGUGUAAGGACCUUUAAACGAUCCACAAUGCGGUAGAAAUCGAUAAUCGAUCCAAGAUCUCGAACAAAAAGAGAAUUGACCAAUCGCAUUGUCUGUUGUAUGAAAUGACAAAUACGAUUGAUCAAUUCUAAUGGGCUAACCGGUUGGUUCAGGUUGGUUAGCUAAACGAAGAUUGGUGAAAGAGAUCCUGUAACGUAGUAUAUCGCACAGUUUGAAAAUUCGCGCAAUCCAAUGGCUGCUCGCGAGGAACUAAAUACCUUUAACGAGAUUUCAUUUAUCAAUAGAAGGAAUGGAGAAGGCUUUCCAGUUCGCAAAAUGAAGAAUAGAGUAUAUUAUCCAAGGUAUCACUGCUCCGUUACUUGAAGCUCCCCGAAAUUUAUAAUUUUACUGGAUGAUAAAUGGUAACAGAUUACAGGCCUAGAUAUUCUAUCAGUAUUAUUCCAUGUCAACCAAAACCUCGCAGGCCACUUGCAUCAUAUAUGGGUCGUUUGAGUCAACCAAGUAAACUAUACAAUAGAAUUAUUGCUGAGGUUCAUGAUCCAUCAGGACUAUGUACAUCGUGUGUACACAAGUCUGCAAGUUUUAUAAAUCAGAGAACUUGCGAAGAAUUUUCAGAGAAGAGCUCUCUGCCAAAAUUUAGAAAAAGAUGUUUGUUACCAGAGAUUGAACAAGCCAUGAAAGAAAUUGUCUGUUUAUUACCAAUGUCUUUCCUCUCAAGCACAAUAGCAGGUGUUAUUGUUGGUGGUAUAAUUGUAGGAACAAUGUUUUAUUCAUAAAAAAAGGUACAAAUGCGAUAACAAGUACAGUUUAACUUGAUAUUGUUUACAUGAGUCGAAAAUUUGGAAGCAGAAUAUUACAAUCAAGGUUCAAUCAAAUUUAUUUAGCUUUAUAUAGUAAAUAUAUUUUGUCUCAUUUAUAUUGCUAAUUAUUUGUUAUUAUCUACGUAAUUAUUAAUUACUUGUGACAUUCCUCUAAAAUCAAAGUAAUUACAACAUCAAAUCAGGAGGAUCUUAAUUUUUUUGCACCUGUAACAAUUGUAUUUCUAUGAUUACUUAAACGAUUGUUGUACAGUAGAUAUAGAUGCAAGAGAAAAUUAUCUAUUUUAUUUCUCAAGUUAAGAGAAUAUAAAACCUAGAUUGUUAAUAUUUAUUAUUGCUUUUACUAUAUUUUUGUUGAUUAUAUUAUCUAUAAUUAUUAUUUUGUUAUUAAUAUGAUACGAAAUAAUGAAUCUUAGUAAAGAUUCUUUUUCAUCACAAAAUACUUGUGCAUUUAUCAAAUAUGUAAGUAAUGCUUAUACAUUGAAAUAUUUGUAUCACCAAACAGAAUGUCGCAAUACUGCAUUGCGAUGCUGUAUUUAACGCUUCCAAAUGAUAUAUAUAUAUAUUUUUUUUUUUUUAACUACAAAAUAUAUAUAUAAAAUUGUUAGAAUUUCAUUUGCAUAUAUUUUAUUUUUGUACUAAUAUAUUGAUCAUUAAUACAGUAAUUAAUCAUUGCCAAGUAUUUUGUUUGUUAUUAAUUAAUAAAAUUUUUCAAAACUGCAAUGGAUGUUAUAGCUCAGUAAAAAAUUAAA
Solenopsis invicta (red fire ant) is the source of this 1673-nucleotide messenger RNA. RefSeq lists its product as uncharacterized. Lineage: Eukaryota; Metazoa; Arthropoda; Insecta; Hymenoptera; Formicidae. The coding region runs from base 502 to 879 and encodes 125 amino acids. The record is from RefSeq and is a predicted model, not a curated record. The transcript has 3 exons.